Periophthalmus magnuspinnatus is the source of this 2311-nucleotide messenger RNA. It is a transcript of the gene snap25a, whose product is annotated as synaptosome associated protein 25a. The record is from RefSeq and is a predicted model, not a curated record. Gene Ontology annotation, molecular function: SNAP receptor activity; syntaxin-1 binding; voltage-gated potassium channel activity. Gene Ontology annotation, cellular component: plasma membrane; synaptobrevin 2-SNAP-25-syntaxin-1a-complexin I complex. Bases 213 to 827 code for a protein of 204 amino acids. NCBI's taxonomy places the organism in Eukaryota, Metazoa, Chordata, Actinopteri, Gobiiformes, Gobiidae. The transcript has 8 exons. Gene Ontology annotation, biological process: synaptic vesicle fusion to presynaptic active zone membrane; exocytosis; synaptic vesicle priming.
AUUGAAGAAGAGCCGAGGAGGAACCAGGCAACGCGCAGUGCCUUUGCAGCAUCCCGCUCACCAUACAGACAGAGGCUAACGCUAAAAGCUACGAGAUACGAGCGUUUCCCCGCCAUUGUGACUGCGGGACUCCCAGGACAGCCACAGCCUUCCCCGUUCCCAUAGGAUCUUGAGUUCCCUUUCGGAGAGCGCCUCCACCCCCAGCAGCAGCCAUGGCAGAUGACGCAGACAUGCGCAAUGAGCUGUCAGACAUGCAGCAGCGCGCCGACCAGCUGGCCGAUGAGUCACUGGAAAGCACCCGUCGUAUGCUCCAGCUCGUGGAAGAGAGCAAAGAUGCCGGUAUUAGGACUUUGGUCAUGUUGGACGAACAGGGAGAGCAACUGGAGCGCAUCGAGGAGGGAAUGGACCAAAUCAAUAAGGACAUGAAGGAUGCAGAAAAGAAUUUGAACGAUCUAGGGAAAUUCUGUGGUCUUUGCUCCUGUCCAUGUAACAAGAUGAAGAGUGGAGCUAGCAAGGCUUGGGGCAAUAACCAGGAUGGCGUUGUGGCCAGCCAGCCCGCCCGCGUGGUCGACGAGCGUGAACAGAUGGCCAUCAGCGGGGGCUUCAUCCGCAGGGUAACAGAGGACGCCCGGGAAAAUGAGAUGGACGAGAAUCUGGAGCAGGUGGGCGGAAUCAUCGGAAACCUGCGCCACAUGGCCCUCGACAUGGGCAACGAGAUCGACACCCAGAACCGCCAGAUCGACAGGAUCAUGGAGAAGGCUGAUUCCAACAAGACCCGGAUUGAUGAGGCUAACCAGCGCGCCACAAAGAUGCUGGGCAGUGGCUAAGCAUUGCGCUCUGAGCCUGCCCGCGUCCUGCGCCACUUUUCAACAGGCGCUGACUUGCUUUCAUCAUGGUAUUGACCUUCUAGGUUUGCACACAUGCACAUAUCACCUCCCCUCCCCAUUGUAAAUGUUGUUCUGUGUCGUCUGUCGAGCUUUUUCAAGAUGAUUGUCCUCGUAAACAAUUAUUUCUUAUACUCCAUAUCUCAUUCUUUCCAAAGGUUGUAUAUAGUGCUGACUUGAUGGCUCUCUAGCUCACCUGUGAAGUUUUUAAUCUCUAUCAAAAAUAUAUAUAUCAUAUAUUAUAACAUAUCAUAUAUAAGAUAUAUAUAUAUAUAAAUUAUACUGCUCUGGAUGACAAGUAUAUAUAGGAAUGCUCUAAAAGCUGUUUGUUUGAUUCUUUUCCUUUCAGUAUCUCAGUAUCGUCUUAGUAAAAGUGUGUCACUUAGGCUACUGUCAUGCUCCUUACUUUAGUGUUGGCACAAACUAAAUGGACAGGGGGGACACAGCGUUUACUAAACAAAGGUACAGACGAAAGAGAUGGUGGAAAGCACUUACAAUCAAAGCCAGUUGUUGGUACAUUCUCCUUCAUCACAAUCAUACUGAGUUACUGUUUAGACAAUGUGCAACUAGACUCUCUGUAGCUGUAUUAGACAUUGCAUUCCAAGUGAUGUGAAUUGUGCGUUCUGCAUGACCAAUGGUAGAUUUUAGUCUUAUAAAUAAAAUCUGUCUGAAAAAUAUAUAUAAAAAAUAAUAACAUGGCAGUAGCAAGUUGACAAAACGCAUGCUCAGUAUUAGGACACCGUUUCCAUAAUCCUGCAAGGUUGCAAUAGUGCCACUCUUUCUGUCUUGAUAUAUUUACCGACUGUGACCAUCUUGUUGUAAAAUAAAUGCAAAAGGGAUCAAAAAAGAAAGAAGAAGUUGAAUACAAUGAGGACUUUGGGUUGUAUCGCAAAAAAUGACCUGUUUUCUAAAUGAUUAUGCAGAUUCUACAGUGAUGACAUUGUUGACUAUGUGUUGAAAGAUGCGGACUGGCUGUGUACUGUAUCAUAGGUUUUGGAUGCUCUGAAAAAAUAAAAUAAACGUUUGCAAUGUAAAGCAAAGACGCAUAUUUCUGAGAGAUCUUACUUUUAUAAGAAGACUGUACCUGUAAGUUUAUUCUCCUUGUGUGGUUUGUUAUUGGUAAAAAGAAAUACCAACACUAUAAUAAUACUAUACUCCUAGCAACACGAUACAAAAGGUUUUAUUUUAUUUUAUUUUAUUUUCAUUUCGCUUCUGUAUUCUAUAUAGAGCUAUGCACACCAAAUCGCCAAAAUGUCAAAGUAGUUAGAGUAAGGUGAUUAAGUACCCAACCCUGAAUGACACAAGUUCAACUGUGAGAUUGAUGUCCUCAGCGCAUGUACUAUUAAGACUCCCUCUGUAUCCUGUCAGUGUGUGAAGUGGUGGACAUUUUGUAGCUAGCUGAAUUGAUUAAAAUUAAUAAACCCGGA